GAAAAGAAACGGUGAAACCGAAUCCUUCUGUCGUCGUCCUGAGUUCGAGAUUUAAUGGCUGCACAUCCGACUUCGGAGCCGGCCGUGAAUCUCCCGACGACGCCACAAGUCGCAGAGCCCUUAGGUGUAACUCUCCUUGUUCGGCAUCUUCCUGAUGGAAUCCCUCAUGAUAUUGUCUCUCGGCUCUUUUCUCAGUACGGAGCUUAUGCCGUUCGUCCUUGCUCCGGUGGAAGAUUAAGGAAUGCUGCAUUUGUGGAUUUCAAGAAUGAAGCUAUUGCUUCUCAAGCACAUCGUCAGUUAAAUGGGUUGAGGUUUCUUGGUAAAGUUCUACAAGUACAGAGAGCUAAUAAACCUAGUGAGAAUAAGAAGCCUCGUCUAAAUGAAGAAUCUGGAAAAGAUGGUCAACCGUUAGUAUUCUCAACCGUUAGCAGCAGCAAUAAUGAUUCAAAAUCUGGAGAAGGACUUGCUGGUGAACCGAUAGCUCCUAAACUUGGCAUAAACUAUCCAUUCCCUCCUCACCUGCAAUAUGCUUACCCACCACCCGAUGCAAACAUAUUAGCCAACAUUACUAAUGCCCUUAUUGCUGUCCCACCUUUAUACACCCAGGUGCUGCAUCUAAUGAACAAAAUGAAUCUUCCACCUCCUUUCCGCCUCGCCUUGCCCACACCACCUCUACCUAAAGCAGCCCAGCAACCAACUGAGGUGGAUCAUCAAUCUAGUAGCGAGUCAGAGAUGGAGUCUGAUGAGGAUACAGGUGCAUCAAAAGCAAGAAGGAAGCGUGCUAGACAUGAAACUCUUGUCGGUCCUGGUGUGGACAAGAAUGUGCCACAUGAGACUGUCGGAGUGAAGCCCUCGUCUUUGACUCCCAAAGAGAUGCCUCGGAUAAGAAAGAAUAAACAUGUUAUGCAGAUCAAGAUUACUCAAAAAGUUGCUCAAGACGAGCGUAAAGAGGAUAUUGAGCUUGAAGGCCCUGCAGAGGAGGAGCCUAGAGAAGAAGCUUCAAAUUUGAAACCCUUUGCAAGUUUAGAGGAGUUGGAGAAGGGAAGGCUACCUCCGCAGGAUAUUCUUUCACUGCCUAUGUUCAAGAACUACACAGCUGGGAAUCCCUCGCUUGUGCUGUAUAUUAAAAAUCUUGCCAAAGAUGUUAUCACUGAUGAUUUCUAUUACAUAUUUGGAUCACAAUUUGGAAGCAUCGAAGCAGCUAAAUCCAGUCUUGGUGUGAGGCUGAUGCAGGAAGGAAGGAUGAGAGGGCAAGCUUUUUUGACAUUUCCAUCAGUUGAAGUGGCACAUCGUGCUCUGAAUCUUGUAAAUGGUUUUGUGUUCAAAGGAAAACCAAUGAUUAUCCAGUUUGGUAGGAAUCCUGGAUCAGCCAAGCCAAACGAAUGAUGUGGUGCUUGAUUUGUAGGCUGUGGUUUGGAGAGUGGUUCUUUGAGCUUGUAGUGUUUAAUAAGAAGCUGAUGGAGUUAGAGUGAAGCCAUGGAGGUGCUUUUGCCUAACAUCUUUUGUGGUUCUGGGAGAUGUUCAGAUUCUCAUAGAUUUAGGAGACUAAUGGAUGUUAGAGGUGUAGCUAAACUUCCACACCAUUCACAAUUAACAAAGCAGAACUUAUAAGAAUCUUCUUUUUAUUUUAAGUCUUGUAAUUAAGACUCCAACCUCUCCAGUGUGUUGAUCAUAACUUUUUUCUCAUGAA
Brassica oleracea var. oleracea is the source of this 1690-nucleotide messenger RNA. Its product is annotated as U11/U12 small nuclear ribonucleoprotein 65 kDa protein. Gene Ontology annotation, cellular component: U12-type spliceosomal complex. Gene Ontology annotation, molecular function: pre-mRNA intronic binding; protein binding; U12 snRNA binding. Lineage: Eukaryota; Viridiplantae; Streptophyta; Magnoliopsida; Brassicales; Brassicaceae. The record is from RefSeq and is a predicted model, not a curated record. The transcript has 12 exons. Bases 55 to 1386 code for a protein of 443 amino acids. Gene Ontology annotation, biological process: mRNA splicing, via spliceosome.